AUGGCUACCAAGCGAGGACCAUCCGAUGACGGCGAGAAGCCGAGCAGACGUCGUCGCGAGCAAGGGCCUAUGCAUGAUGUCGAUAACCCCGAGAUGGAGGACGAUGAUACGAAUGAAGAUUACUCGAGCAUGCUAAAUGUUCCCAAGCACGCGACAAUGGACGUCGUGUCACAAUCGCACAACUUCCAAAGGGACAGUGUGUCUAAAAUCUUUGGCAACCACGACUACACUUGGCUCCCUCUCAAACAAGACCAUGAGUCGCGACCACUGUGGAUUACCGAGGAUGGACACAUUAUUCUGGAAGGGUUCUCGCCCAUCGCGGAAAAGGCUAUCGACUUUCUGAUUACUAUUGCCGAGCCCGUUAGCAGGUAUGACGAUCAAAACGAUAUCUCGUCUGAUAUUGUCGAGCGAUGUGAUUACGAUAUUAUGCCUGUUCAAGUAACUAAGAUGAUCCUUCGACUUGAAUCUAGACCUUCGCACAUCCACGAGUACCGAUUGACGCCAUACUCUCUCUAUGCUGCCGUGUCUGUCGGACUGGAGACUGAAGAUAUCAUCGAAGUGCUGAGUCGUCUCUCCAAGGUUCCUGUUCCCGAGAGUAUCCUGGGACUCAUCCGUGAUUGCACAUUAUCAUACGGAAAAGUGAAACUGGUCCUGAAGCACAACCGGUACUUUGUCGAGUCGUCUCACCCAGAGAUGUUGCAGAAGUUGCUCAGGGAUCAGGUUAUCAGAGAGGCGCGUGUCGUUGGCGAUGAGGACGCCAGCGCUGCAGGUGGGUUGAUUACAGGAAAGGCGCCCAACGCCAAGGAUCUGACAAUUCCAGGAAUCAAGAAGGACGUCCCUGACCCCAACAAGCCUGCCAAUGGAGCUGGUACAAGUGCACGAAGCGAGGAUGAGAUCUUUGCUGUUGUCGGUUUGGACAAGGAUGACGAUGACAUUGAACCGGACGAUGUACACUCGUUCGAGAUUGGUUCCAGCUCAGUUGAGAUCGUCAAGAAGAGAUGUAACGAGCUCGACUACCCUAUGCUUGAAGAGUACGACUUCAGGAACGACACCAGAAACCCUAACCUGGAGAUGGAUCUCAAGCCCAUCACCGUGAUUCGCCCCUACCAAGAAAAGUCUCUAAGCAAGAUGUUUGGUAACGGCCGUGCUCGUUCAGGAAUCAUUGUAUUGCCCUGCGGUGCCGGUAAAACUCUUGUCGGCAUCACUGCAGCGUGUACAGUCAAGAAGAACACGCUUGUUCUGUGCACGUCGUCGGUGUCGGUGUUGCAGUGGAAGCAGCAGUUCUUGCUCUGGUCCAACAUCAAGCCCCAUCAGAUUGCACUGUUCACGGCGGAUCAAAAGGAAAAGUUCUUGGGAGCAUCCGGAAUCGUCAUCUCGACCUACAGUAUGGUUGCCAACACACGAAACCGAUCUCACGAUGCCGAGAAGAUGAUGAAGUUUCUGAGGAGUCAGGAGUGGGGCUUCUUGUUACUGGAUGAGGUGCACGUCGUCCCUGCCAACAUGUUCCGUAAGGUCUUGACAACGAUUGCCGCCCACGCCAAGCUCGGUCUGACGGCCACGCUGGUUCGAGAGGAUGAAAAGAUUGACGAUCUCAACUUUUUGAUCGGACCUAAACUGUACGAGGCCAACUGGAUGGAUCUGGCCUCUCGAGGACACAUUGCGAACGUCCAGUGUGCCGAAGUCUGGUGCCCGAUGACCCCUGCUUUCUACCGCGAGUACCUUCGCGAGAACUCUCGUAAACGCGCUCUGUUGUAUGUCAUGAACCCCAACAAGUUCCAGGCCUGCCAAUAUCUGAUCCGGUACCACGAGGAGCGCGGCGACAAGAUUAUUGUAUUCUCGGAUAAUGUGUUUGCAUUGGUCGCCUAUGCCCGCAAACUGGAGAAGCCGUUUAUUUACGGUGAGACGAGUCAGCAGGAGCGUGUCCGUAUCCUGCAAAACUUCCAACACAAUCCCCAGAUCAACACAAUCUUCCUGUCCAAGGUCGGAGAUACGUCCAUCGAUCUGCCCGAGGCCACCUGUUUGAUUCAGGUCUCGUCUCACUACGGAUCUCGUCGUCAGGAAGCACAGCGUUUGGGACGUAUUCUGCGAGCCAAGCGCAGGAACGAUGAGGGAUUCAACGCCUUCUUUUACUCGUUGGUCUCAAAGGACACGCAGGAGAUGUAUUAUUCGACCAAGCGCCAGCAGUUUUUGAUUGACCAGGGAUAUGCGUUCAAGGUUAUCACCAACCUUGAUGGAAUGGACCAGGAGCAGGACUUGGUCUACUCGACGCCUGCGGAGCAGCUGAGUCUUUUACAGACGGUAUUGCUGGCACAGGAGAGCGCAGCCGACAUGAACGCCGAUGUUGAGCACGAUGACUAUGAUUUGACUGGAAACACUGUCCGGCGCACUGGUGCUGGUGGGGGAUCGAUCCUAAGCCAUGUUGGCAGUUCUGUCGCUGGAGGCUCGAACGGAGCCAGACGAUCUGUUGGAGGCCUCAAGAGUUUGAGCGGAGGGGAUCAGAUGGCCUAUAUCGAGUACAACAAGCCGGUGAACAUGAAGGAUAAAGACAAGAACAGGGACAAGGGGGAGCACCAUGCACUCUUCAAGAAGUAUUACAACAAGAAGUAA
Linnemannia hyalina is the source of this 2607-nucleotide messenger RNA. The record is from the annotation of a GenBank genome assembly. Lineage: Eukaryota; Fungi; Mortierellomycota; Mortierellomycetes; Mortierellales; Mortierellaceae.